Molecule: messenger RNA, 1047 nt
Organism: Colossoma macropomum (tambaqui)
Lineage: Eukaryota; Metazoa; Chordata; Actinopteri; Characiformes; Serrasalmidae
Product: type-2 angiotensin II receptor
Exons: 2
Coding region: 1-1047 (348 amino acids)
Biological process (GO): behavioral response to pain; G protein-coupled receptor signaling pathway
Cellular component (GO): membrane
Molecular function (GO): G protein-coupled receptor activity
Source: RefSeq, a predicted model, not a curated record
AUGUCUGAAGUCAACAACAGUGCUUGGAAUAAUAACUGCUCCGACACUCACGACCUUGUCCUGCCUUUGAUUCCAUACAGUCACUGCCCCUACAACCGCAAAUAUGCUGUGAACUUUAUUCCUCUUGUGCUUCACAUGCUUUCAGUCAUUGGCAUCAUUGGAAACCUAGGGAGCUUGUGGACCUGCCUGCGACCCUCCCAACCUUGGAGUAUUGGUUCCAUUGGUGUCCUGAACCUGGCCUUAGGUGAUCUUGUCUAUCUCGUCUCUGUAACACCUUUGGCUCUGUCCAUGAGCGCAGACUACAACUGGAGAAUGGGCCACAUCCCCUGCAUUCUCUUUAAGAUCUUCUACUUUGUGGGUUUAACAUCUAGCACCAUGUUCAUUUGCGCCAUUAGUACUGAUCGCUUCAUGGCCAUAGUCUUCCCACUGGAAUCUAGAAUGAUCCGCACUACUUGGAACAGCGCGUUGGUUUCCCUGCUGCUCUGGGCCAUCACUGCCCUCCUCAUGUACCUCAGCUACCCCAACAUCCUGUACUGGGUGAGGAGGAGUGGUGUCCACAUUUGUGGAGCAGUGGUGAUCUCCAGGUUCAAGACUACCAAAGCUGCAUACAAUGUUUUGUCAUACUACUCUAUCCAAGUUUCUGUGCCUCUGCUUCUCAUCAUUCCAUCCUAUGCAAAGAUUAUUGCCCGAAUAAAACAGUCAAGACAGAAGUGGGGCCAAGCCAACUUGCAAGUUCAAGACAAGACCAUCUGGCUGAUCUCUGUUUUCAUAGCCAAUUUCCUGAUUUGCUGGGUGCCAGGGCAGCUGCUGCACAUUGUGGCAUGCAUACUCUUCUUCACUCUUAAUGACUGUAAUAACACUUGUUGGGUAGCGUGGGUAGUCAAUCUGCUAAUGGAUACCUCUGAGUUGCUGUACUGUCUCAAUGCAUGCCUAGAUCCCUUCAUUUUCCAUAUGCACCAGGGCUGCAUGGAGAAGAUUCACAGGGCAAUGGGUUGGUUGAUUAGCUGGGACAUGACAGGGGGCAUCUCCCCUAAGAAAAGACUGUGA